This is a messenger RNA of Cynara cardunculus var. scolymus (artichoke), 1179 nucleotides long. RefSeq lists its product as uncharacterized. Bases 1 to 1179 code for a protein of 392 amino acids. Gene Ontology annotation, biological process: proteolysis. The transcript is spliced from 3 exons. Gene Ontology annotation, molecular function: aspartic-type endopeptidase activity. The record is from RefSeq and is a predicted model, not a curated record. NCBI's taxonomy places the organism in Eukaryota, Viridiplantae, Streptophyta, Magnoliopsida, Asterales, Asteraceae.
AUGGUUGGAAUGGAGGUGGACAAAUACACUGCUCGUUUUCACGAGCUUGCCAAGUUAGUACCUCAUAUGGUCACUCCGGAAGAGAAACAAAUUGAUCGGUACAUCUGGGGAUUGGCACCUGAAAUUCGAGGGAUGGUCAUGUCGGCAAACCCAACCAUUAUACAAAAGGCGGUGGUUUUGGCAAACCGUCUGACCAAUGAUGCAGUUAUAUCAGGAAUUUUAAAGCAAGACAAAUUUGGUGGAAAGAAGAAACCAGAGGGGCAAUCGUGGAAAAGGUCCAACAACAAUUUAGGGGCCUAUCUUAUAUGUGGCAAAUGUAAUCGGUUGGGUCAUAUCACCAAGUACUGUAGAGGGGAAAAGGAAAUCAAGGACGGAAUAAGAGUAAGGCAAGCCAGUCAAGGAAAUCAAGGAGGCCAGGCUCGGAGAAGGGCAUUCGCAAUAGGAGGCGAAGAGGCACGUCAAGACCCUAAUGUUGUGACAGGUACGUUUCUUUUAAACAACCUCUAUGCCUCAGUAAUAUUUGACUCCGGAGCAGAUAGAAGUUUUGUUUCCCUAGAAUUUAGGCAGUUGAUAAAUCUGAAAUCGAGGAAGUUGAAAGAUGUUUACACUAUCGAAUUUGCCAAUGGCCAAGAAAUAAAGGCUAGGGACGUAAUAUUGGGUUGUACUUUAAAUCUAGCUGAUAAGUUAUUUAGUAUUGAUCUUAUUCCAAUUAAAUUGGGAAGUUUCGAUGUAGUGGUAGGAAUGGACUGGUUGUCUAAGAAUCGAGCGGAGAUUUGUUGCUUUGAGAGGAUUGUACGAAUACCUUUCCAAGAUGGAGAAACCUUUUCUAUACAAGGGGAAAAACCCGGAAGGAGUUUAAAGAUGGUAUCAUGUGUGAAGAUUUGCAUGUAUAUGAGGAAGAAGUGUGUUGCAUUCUUGGCUCAUGUAUCAGAAAGGAAAUCUGAGGAAAAGCAGAUUCAGGAUAUUCCUGUGGUGAGAAAUUAUCCAGAAGUAUUUCCGGAUGAUUUGUCUGGACUUCCUCCAUAUAGACAGGUCGAAUUCCGAAUUGACCUAGUUCCCGGGGCGGUUCCUGUUGCUAAAGCUCCAUAUCACUUAGCACUGGCUGAGAUGCAAGAGCUGUCAGGUCAACUUCAGGAACUUCUGGACAAAGGAUUCAUCCUGCCAAGCUCUUCACCUUAG